Molecule: messenger RNA, 747 nt
Organism: Ochotona curzoniae (black-lipped pika)
Lineage: Eukaryota; Metazoa; Chordata; Mammalia; Lagomorpha; Ochotonidae
Product: kallikrein-12-like
Exons: 5
Coding region: 1-747 (248 amino acids)
Biological process (GO): proteolysis
Molecular function (GO): serine-type endopeptidase activity
Source: RefSeq, a predicted model, not a curated record
AUGCAACAUCCCAGCCUCCUUCUGAUCCUGUGUGUGCUUGGCCGAGGCCAGGCAGACACGGAGAAGAUCGUCAACGGAGUGGAGUGUGUCCCACACUCGCAGCCGUGGCAGGUGGGACUGUUCGAGGGCACGAACCUGCGCUGCGGCGGGGUCCUCAUCGACCGCCGCUGGGUCCUCACCGCUGCGCACUGCAGCGGCAGGUACUGGGUACGCCUGGGGGAACACAGCCUUAGCCGGCUGGACUGGACCGAGCAGAUCCGGCGCAGCGGCUUCUCCGUGACCCACCCGGGAUACCAGGGUGCACGGCAGAACCACGAGCACGACCUCCGGCUCCUGCGGCUGGGCACACCUGCCCGGCAGACCCGCAGCGUGCAGCCCCUCCCCCUGCCCAGCGCCUGCGUGGCCGCCGGCACGGAGUGCCACAUCUCCGGCUGGGGCACCACCAACCAGCCAUGGAGCCCAUUCCCUGAUCGGCUGCAGUGCCUCAACCUCUCCACCGUGUCAGACACCGCCUGCCAGUCCGUCUUCCCUGGUAGGAUCACCGACAACAUGCUGUGCGCCGGCGGCGUGGCGGGCAAGGACGCCUGCCAGGGUGACUCUGGGGGCCCGCUGGUGUGUGGAGGCGUCCUCCAGGGGCUGGUGUCCUGGGGCUCCGUGGGCCCCUGUGGGCAGAGAGGCAUCCCAGGAGUGUACACCAAAAUCUGCAAAUACGUGGACUGGAUCCGUGGGAUCAUGAGGAACAAUUAG